AUGGGCUUCAAGAAGUUUUUCAAGAUCUCCCGCCGGGGCAUCCGGCCCUACGCCUCCGAGUUCCUGGGCACCGCCCUGCUGAUAGUCAUCGGCGAGGGCGUGAUCGCGCAGUGCCUGCUGUCCGACUUCCACAACGGCACCUGGGUCUCGAUCAACCUGGCGUGGGCGGCCGCCGUGGCGCUGACCUCGUUCCUGUCCGACCCCAGCCCGUCCGUCAACCCGGCCGUCACGCUGGUCAUGGCGCUCGUCCGGCCCUCGCACCAGCACUGGCGCGAGGUGCCCGGCAAGCUGCUGGCGCAGUUCUCGGGCGCCUUCGUCGGCGCCGCGCUCGUCUACGUCAACUACCGCUCCGCCAUCCUCGAGUGGGACCCCGAGUACACCAUCCCCGGCGGCUCCAUCAUCAGCCCCAUGGGCCACCACUCCGCCGGUAUCUUCGCCACGUAUCCCUCCGCCUGGCUCCAGUCUAAUUGGGAGGCCGUGUUCCAGGAGGUCCUGGCCUCCUCCGUGCUCAUGUUCUGCGUCUUGAGCAUCGCUGAGGGGCCCAACACCCGCUUCGGCGCUCCGCAGGUCUCUAUCUUCAUCCUGAUGGUGGCAAUUGGCGCCGCUCUCGGCUGGCAGACCGGAUACGCCAUCAAUCCGGCGCGAGACUUCGGUCCCAGGUUGUUCUCCGCCAUCAUGUACGGCAGGGAAGUUUUCACCGCUGCCAACUACUACUGCUUUGUUCCUCUAUUCGCGCCCAUCUUUGGAUGUCUUGUCGGCGCGACCGUUUACGAUGCUGUCCUGUACGACGGCGAAGGCUCUAUUAUUGCCGAUGCCGCUGACAAAGCUUCCUCGGACCACCACGGCCCUCUGCGGUUGCUGGACUAA
This is a messenger RNA of Lasiodiplodia theobromae, 867 nucleotides long. RefSeq names its product Glycerol uptake facilitator protein. Gene Ontology annotation, biological process: water transport; glycerol transmembrane transport. Gene Ontology annotation, cellular component: plasma membrane. Gene Ontology annotation, molecular function: glycerol channel activity; water channel activity. The record is from RefSeq and is a predicted model, not a curated record. Bases 1 to 867 code for a protein of 288 amino acids. The transcript is spliced from 2 exons. NCBI's taxonomy places the organism in Eukaryota, Fungi, Ascomycota, Dothideomycetes, Botryosphaeriales, Botryosphaeriaceae.